Molecule: messenger RNA, 1881 nt
Organism: Anguilla anguilla (European eel)
Lineage: Eukaryota; Metazoa; Chordata; Actinopteri; Anguilliformes; Anguillidae
Exons: 5
Coding region: 142-753 (203 amino acids)
Molecular function (GO): oxidoreductase activity, acting on metal ions
Source: RefSeq, a predicted model, not a curated record
CAGCAAUAACUAUGAACAAAAGCCAUUGGCCUGGCUAAGCAGUGUGCUGUUCAGCGCACCUGUGUUCACAGGAGAGAGAGUGUGAGUGUGGAUUGAGGUGAUUGUGUAUUUGCCAGAGAUUUUGGCGAGGAGCUCUUGUGAAUGAACAUGACGGUGCGGAUGGGUACCUUGCUGCUGAACGUGCUCCUUGUGCAAGUUCUCUCUCUGACGGUUGGUUACCCUACUGGUGCCCCAUCCUCCGCCUGUGAGGACAUGAUGCCUCGCCAUGGGGUCCAGCCCCAGCCCUCUCCAGCUCCCUACAGCAUCCAGACCAGCAACCGCACUUUUCAGCCCGGACAGCCUGUCACAGUGACCAUCAAUGGCCCAGACUACGCAGGUGUGCUGUUGGAGGCUCGCAUGGAGUCCACUGCCAGUGCCCUGGGGACCUGGCAAUCCCUCCCAACAAACACCCAGUUCCUCCAUUGCUCAGGUAACCAGAAAAGUGCCAUCACCCAUUCCAACACCAAUGUGAAAGACAACUCUACUGUUUACUCUUGGAUGCCCCCUAGUGGGAUCAGCAGUAUGUACUUCAUGGCUACUGUGGCACAGCAGCGCACUGUUUUCUGGUUGAACGUGAAGUCAGACACUCUGACCAAAGGUGUGGGAACCGGAGCGGAUGGUUCGCCUUCAGGUGUGAAUCCUGUGCUCUGGGCUAAGGCAGGGCCACUGUGCAUGGUUCCCAGCCUCAUCUUUACAUUCAUGUGUUCCAGAUAGUUUUACAGGGUUCAGGGAGGUUGUGUUUAACAGAGGUGCAGGGGUCCAGGGGUCACAAAAUAAAAGUCCUGCUAUGUGUUCCUUCCACCCAUGAGCUCACCCAGCUGAUUUCACUAAUUUUCCCUACCUCCUGGACAAACAAUUGGGGUAUUUAGUAAACCCAGUUGGUUGGAACAAAAUACUGGGAAGGAUUUUUACUUUCUGAAGCUGGAUUUACCACCUCUGGUGUUUACGUAACUCUGCAUUAAACACAAAGAUGCACACAGUGCUUGCAGGUGAGAAUGAAAAGAGCAGGAAAUAAUAUUCCAUCCUUAAGCACUCUUAAAUAAUGGCAUGGUGUUUGUAUUUUUAAUCGUGGGCAUGUAGCACAAUUGUAGACAUGAAGUUUGAUUUGUUAUUUAACUUGCUAUUGCUUAAUAUUGCAAAACACUUUUAUGACUAUCCAACAUGUUACAUAAGUGAGCUGCAGUACAGGUUUUAUAGUAUCUGAAAUGUAAAUCAGAAACUGAAUAAAAUUACAAAGAGUAAAACAAAACAAACAUCUGUCAUGCUUUUUAAAAAAUGUAAUGUAGAAUACAACCCCAGUUUCAGCCUUAAUGUCUAAGAAAACGUCCAUGAUAAAUGAAAACAAGUACGCAUCCAUGGCUACUACACGAUUGUACUGGCAGUAAGUAACACCAAGAUUGUGCCCCAAUUUGGGGAUACCAGGAGUCUGUUUCUUUUGUGUUACAGCUGCCACUGGCUUCCCAGAGUUAAAAAACACACACACAGCCUCUACUGCGCACGUUGAGGGCAAAGAGUUAGCUCAUCGAAACAAUGUGAUUUCACUAAUAAAACCUCGUCGGUAAAUUUUCGGCGAUCAAUCUUAUCGUCUAACUAUGGGUGGAGAAUUUCCCAAAAGGAAAUAUAUAUACUUUUAGGCUUCAGGACGUAAUGUGAAACAGUCUCUUUUUAGUCUGUUCUAAGUGGCCGAGGCCGAGUCGCAGAAUACUCACAGACAAAUUAGACUAAUAAGAAUGUGCACGUGAUGCUAUUUCAGCCUAUAUAGACCACGUUUUUUGUUUUAAGUAGAAGCUCACUUGCUUGUUCUAUCUCGAUGUUGUUAACUAAUAAAGAAAAAAAAUUGAA